Molecule: messenger RNA, 1059 nt
Organism: Saccharomyces paradoxus
Lineage: Eukaryota; Fungi; Ascomycota; Saccharomycetes; Saccharomycetales; Saccharomycetaceae
Gene: PRM6
Product: pheromone-regulated K(+) transporter PRM6
Exons: 1
Coding region: 1-1059 (352 amino acids)
Biological process (GO): potassium ion transmembrane transport
Cellular component (GO): plasma membrane
Molecular function (GO): potassium ion transmembrane transporter activity
Source: RefSeq, a predicted model, not a curated record
AUGGAACCAAUAUCACAAAAAUUAAAAUUCCAGGACAUUGAUAUAAAUCUCAUUCCCGCUGCCAAGUGGACAACAAAAUUACAGUAUAUUUUAUACACCUGGUGUCAGUCAGUACUACAUGUGGCCAUGUUUUUUUCUGAUAUAUAUACGUGUAUUAAAUUGCUGGCAUUUAACACAUGGUCGAAUAAUAUCAUCCAACCAUUUUUGGCAUUCCGUAUUUCUAAAUGGUUGUUUAGUGGAUGCAUAUUGUGUUCUUCAUUAAUAUUAAUUGUAGAAUUGAUAAUUGGUUUGAAAGUGUAUAAGAAGAAAGAGAUUACAUCAAACUAUAUGAAUGGUGUUAGCAGAUUAAUAAAUUGUUUGUUCAAUUUCAAAAAGUAUCAAAUUUUCGAAUUAAUAGUGCUGACAGAUGAGAAAAAAUUUAGUAAGUGGUUAUUCUUUUCAUAUUUUGAAAUCAGCGGAUGUUUGAGGCUAUUAUUUGGUGACUCUCCAAGACAAAUAAUCAACGGAUUAACUUUAUGGUCGGUUUUACUGACAGUUUCAAAUGAGACCAGUAGUGAAACUAACGGCACGCAAAACCUAGGUAAUUUGGAUGAUUUGAGUGGAAUAAUAAACAAGAUAAAACAUAUUGCUAAGACGAAUUAUGAAGAAAGUGUGAUUUUGUCCUUCAUGUUGUUCUCGUUUAUUAUAUGGGUAAUUUUAAUAAGCAAAUUAAUUCUAAGCAUAAUAAUAUUCAUCAUCUUUAUACAUCCAAGAUUUUUGUCUGAUAAAAGGAAGGAGAGAGGAUAUGAAUUAAAGCUAAGAAAGUAUGUUUCUAAAGUUAUUGACGAAAAUUUAAGUAGGACUGUCUAUGAAUUGGGAAUAUUGAGAGAUGCUGAGGAAGAAAGGACCAUAUAUGGCGACAACGAAACGAGAAAAAUUCUCGAUUAUGACGGUCCUGAUUAUGGUGAUGAAAGUACAAUACCAAGCUACUACUGUUACUCUGAUGGAGAAGCGUUCGAAAGAGUAUAUACACCGAUAAAAGCGUAUUUUCCUCAGAAAUACCAGUAUAAAUGUAUCUGA